This is a messenger RNA of Cuculus canorus (common cuckoo), 5923 nucleotides long. RefSeq names its product lysyl oxidase (gene LOX). The transcript has 7 exons. Gene Ontology annotation, molecular function: protein-lysine 6-oxidase activity; copper ion binding. NCBI's taxonomy places the organism in Eukaryota, Metazoa, Chordata, Aves, Cuculiformes, Cuculidae. The record is from RefSeq and is a predicted model, not a curated record. Gene Ontology annotation, biological process: peptidyl-lysine oxidation. Bases 457 to 1806 code for a protein of 449 amino acids.
GCCAGCGGGGCUUGUGUAACUUUGCUAGGGUGCCAGCAAGUUUAAAGUCCCUGGUCUCUCCUUCUCCUCCUCCUUCUCCUCCUCCUCCUCCUCCUUCUCUCGCUUCCAGACAUCCGCGCGGGCCGGAGGACGAUGAGAGGCUGAUUGUUCGCUCCGGCUCCCAUUCGCAUCCCCCCUCGCCUAUAAAUACCACCGAGAAGAAAAGCCGCUCCCGCCGCCUCCCCGAGGGUUGGGUUUUCCUUCUCGACCUGCCCGAUGGCACCGGCCGGGUGCCGCCGCUCCUGAGACCAGCUCGGCCCUUCCAGCGCCGCAUCCCGCACCCCGCAUCGCGCAUCCCGCGCCCAGAGAAAAGGAAGGUGCCCCUCGCUCUCCGCAGAGACCCUUCCCCGGUUUUUUUUUUUGUUUCUUUUUGCCUGUUUUCUCUCCCUCGCCGUCGCUCAGGGGAAGAGGAGGAAGAUGCGUGUCUCUCCGCCGGCUGUCCUGCUCGCCCAGCUCCACGCGUGCCUCUACUGGAGCUGCCUGCGCCCAGCCAGCUGCCAGCAGCCCCCUGGCCGCGACCCCCCGCCGCCCCCCGCCGCCUGGAGGCAGCGCAUCCAGUGGGAGAACAACGGGCAGGUGUACAGCCUGCUCAGCCUGGGCUCCCAGUACCAGCCCCCCCGGCGCAGGCAGCCGGCGGCGGGCAGCCCCAUCCUGCUGCUGCGGAACAACGCCACGCAGCCUCGGGGAGCUGCUGCCCGAGCCGUGCAGCCCGCAGCGGCGCAGCCCCAGCCCGCAGCGGCGCAGCCCCAGCCCGCAGCGCCCGGGCAGCCCCAGCCCCAGCCCGCAGCCGGCAGCCGCAGGGGCUCCGGAGCUCGGCACUGGUUCCAGGCUGGCUACCAGGCUCCCUCCGGGGGUAGCCGAGCUGCGGGGGUGCAGCGGAGCUCCGGGGCGACCAGGAGCGGCUCCGCAGGGUUGUCCCCCCCCAGCAGCACUGACGGCAACCGGAGCAGCGCUGGGGCGGGCGGGCCGCCGUCUCUCAGCAGCUUCAGACCCGGCCGGGAGGAUGUGAUGGUAGGGGACGAUCCCUACAACCCCUACAAGUACACGGACGAUAACCCCUACUACAACUACUAUGACACCUACGAGAGGCCCCGGCAGGGCAGCAGGUACAGACCCGGCUAUGGCACCGGCUACUUCCAGUACGGUCUCCCUGACUUAGUCCCGGAUCCCUAUUACAUCCAGGCGUCCACAUAUGUCCAGAGGAUGUCCAUGUAUAACUUGAGAUGUGCUGCCGAGGAAAACUGCCUGGCAAGUUCAGCUUACCGAGCAGAUGUUAGAGACUACGACAAUCGGGUGCUCCUGAGAUUCCCCCAAAGAGUGAAAAAUCAAGGCACAUCAGAUUUUCUGCCCAGCAGACCUCGUUAUUCAUGGGAGUGGCACAGCUGUCACCAACAUUAUCACAGCAUGGAUGAAUUCAGCCACUAUGACUUGUUGGAUGCGAGCUCACACAGAAAAGUUGCUGAAGGACACAAAGCAAGUUUCUGUCUUGAAGAUACCUCCUGUGAUUACGGAUAUUAUAGACGUUAUGCAUGUACAGCACAUACGCAGGGACUGAGCCCUGGCUGCUACGACACCUACAAUGCUGAUAUAGAUUGCCAGUGGAUUGAUAUUACAGAUGUAAAACCUGGAAAUUACAUUCUGAAGGUGAGCGUAAACCCCAGCUAUUUGGUGCCUGAGUCCGAUUAUUCCAACAAUAUAGUUCGCUGUGAUAUACGCUAUACAGGCCACCACGCAUAUGCCUCUGGCUGUACAAUUUCACCAUAUUGAGAGAGAUACAAGAAAAUGGAUGAGACGGUGCCAAAUGUUUUGAACUGAAGUACCAUUAUAUAAACUUCAAUAGGAUGUAAACACUAUAGAAACAAAACUACAGAACAUACACACAUACACCCACACACCUUAUGUGAUUUUGAAGCACUUCAGCUGCUUCUCAACCAAAUCUGUAACUGGAUUUUAAGCAUUUAAAUUGGCAUUACUUUUAUUGUUAUUGAAAUGUGUGGAACUGGUGAUUCAUGCACAAAUACUUUAAAUUUUGAAAAUCUAACUCAUUCGUAAAAACAUAAGCAUUUCUUAACUCCUGAAAAUCUGGAGUUUAGAUGAUAAUAGACUUCAAUGGGAAUACUACUGGUGAAUGAGUUGAACAUAUUUUAAAAGGUAGCAAAAAUUUAUGUAAAAUUAAUUAGAUAAAAUGCAAUAGAAAGUACUAAUGUCAGCUAUCUCAGAAAAUACCAGAAUGAAAAACAGUUUUAAGAGUAAUGCUCCAGCAUAAUUAAAAUAAAACUCGCUAGGACACGUUAAUAUGAAUUAGAAAAGUAUGUUGAGUUUUCAAGGAAUAUGAACAUAUAGCAGAAAAAUACAUAUAUCUAUAUAUCUAUCAGUUAUACCCCUGCAGGAAAAGUUACGUUUACAUUUUUAAUACAUUAGAAGUUUUUCCAUUUUCUUAAGUAAAAAGCAGAUGAGGUUUUGAAAGAAGCCUUCCAUCUGUGGAAAUGAAUUAAAGAACUUAAUCCACCUUUCUAUGUACAAGAGAUUUUUCAAGGUGGGGCUUUUAAAAGACUUCUGCAAACUUAGUAUGGAUAAAAAUAGAUAUCUGUCAAGAAAGGGGCUCUUGGAGAUGAUUAAGAGACCCUGAUGUAGUCAUCUGUGAAAAACAUCCAACUUGAAGAGGUUAACCAUCAAAGUUAUACAGACGAUUAACUCAGGUGACACCACAAACAGAAGUAGGUCAGAAUCUCUAGAAAAGUAUUUUUAUCAUGAAAAAAGCCUACUACCUGCUUCCCCCUUAAGUACUGUAUUUGACUUUUUAAAUUUAUAUUUCACUAUUCGAACAAUGAAGUUGAAAAUAUAUUAUCUAUAGAGGGAGAACAAAAGUAAAGGUAUUUAACAUCCUACUUUAGGCUGUUCAGGAAACAAAUACACCAUUAUUAAGGGGAAAAACUUCCAGCCUGAAUUACAAGUUUUAGCUGAACUGCUUAACUGGUGCUGGGUAUUCUGCUCCUCCUCCCAUCCCCAAAUUAUUUUGCUUUUGCAAUGCACCCUGCUGUAAGCUACAGUAGCUGUGAUUUUUUUUUUUCUUUUUUUUUUUUAAAAACUGUGAAAUAACAUAUCACAAGGGGAUCUGGUGUUUUGUUUCAGAAGAUUUCUGAUAAUGUAAAAUGAAGGAUCUACUUUUGAAACAGGGGGACCUAGAAAUAUUGAUUGGUAUUGGUUAAGUUUAAUCAGCAGUUCAAAACACCCAAUGAAACAUGGAAAGCUCAGUAUGUUUUUUUAAAAAAAAAAUUGAAAAUACAUGUUCUAUUCAGUAUAGUUAAAAACUGAAAAAUCUGAGGAGUAUGGAGAGGUUUUAUUAUCACUUGAGAAUAGUUCAGGCAGUAUGGAAUUAAAUUGGAAGCUUUAUGAAUUAUCGUAAUAUCCUUUAGAGAUCAGCUUUUUCUUUAUUACAUGUAUUUAAGCUUAUUUCACAAUUAUGAAGUAUUUCCACCUUAAUGAUAAAUUACAAAUUUGCACAACUGUCUCAGUAACCCAGUGACUGCUACCCAGCACUGGGAGUGGUGCAGAAGUGGGAGUGAUACGAUUUAUUUCUGCAGAUCCCUUUUUGUUUGCUGAGAGAUACAUUUUAGCAGUCAGUCACCAGUAUGGGCAACGAACAGAAGCAACAUGUGGAAACUAGAUUUAUUAGAAAGCCAUUUAUUACAUAUGUCUGCAAAAAUCAGGGUCUGUUUUAAAGUCUAGGCUUCUGAAAUCUCAGCCCAAAUAGUUUCUAAGACUAAAAGGUCUUAAGGGAUGCAAGUGCAUUCACCUUUCUAUAGGCUUAGGUCAAAAUUGGGGUGAAAGUCCUGACAGCAGCUUGGGCAAUGGACACAAAAGCUGCUGUAAUGGAAGCCAGGCUGUGGGCACGGGCUGAUUACUGGUUGAGAGGUAGUGUGCUCAUACCUCGUUGUGCCUGAUGCUGAAUGUGGGAAGAGAGCACUAACUGGACACACAGCAGCCACAGGGAUCGAGCUUAUCCCUUGGCUUAUGAGGCAGUAACCUGCUCACAUGUCUAUACCCAAACUACUUGCAGAACUCCACUGAAGUCAGCAAAAAGGCAGAGGACCUUGGGCAUCUGUGUAGGUGGAGCAAGUUGUAAUACUGGACUUAGUCCUUUCAGUGGGAAUGGCCUGGUUCGGAAAGGUGUUGAACGCCAUAAUAUUGGGGAUAUUGUAGCUACAAAAACGUAGCUUUUUUUUUCCGUAGCAAAAUAUUGUAUUUGUUUUGACAUGUGUGUUAAGCAACAUGACAGUGAUGUAAAAUAGCACAAAAAUUGCCUAAGAUAACAUGAUAACAUGAACAGUCUAUUUUGAAAAAGAAAGGAUUUUAGGAUUAAAAAAAAUGAAGGAAUGUGACUUUAACUUCCCCUGUUCAACUAUAGUAAAUCGCAACGCAGUAGAAGAGUUUAUUAUAUAGCAUGUGUAGUAGUUCUAAAUAGGGGAGUGUCAACCAGUGUUUUCAGUAUCUUGGUUCUGCAGUUUUGACCCAGACACUUUAACCUACUUUUUUCAUACUGGAAUAUAUUUAUGGGAUUACGUGCAUUUUUGCUGGAAAAAAAAAUUAUAAAACCUGUUUUGGUAAAAGCGUCUUUUAUACAGCAAAUUAUUGUUUGGAAUACCUUCUAGCAGACAUUCGGAUUAUUCCCAUCACCCUUUAAAGGCAUCUUGCCAUUGGUUUUGGUGGGAGCAAAAUCAGAUUUAAAUUUGGUGAGAACCUUAGUACCAAUUUGCUGUUUUGCAGUCUCAAAUUUUGCUUUGAAAAGCCAAAUUGUAAAAAUGUGUGUGAAGCAAUUACCUCCCACAUUUCAGAUAUUUAGUUAAAAAUUGCACAUAAGGAACAUAUUGUAUGCCAGGCUCAUUACAGGAGGGAUUUAUUAUAUAUUUUUUUUAAUCCUGAAAUACAUUUGAUAUUUGCAUAUUUCUAGACAAAAGUGUAACAAAAAUGACAGAUUGGUCACCAUUGGAACCAACAUAUUGUGUAGAUGAUGUUUUUGUGUUAGUAAAAGUCUAGUCAUUUUCUCUCUGCUCCAAAGUUUACUAUGCAGCGUUGAAUGAGUGCAAACACUAAGUGUACCUUCCUAUAGUCAUUCAUGCAUCGUUUGUGGUGUACUCAUUCAAAACCAGCAGGGUGAAUUUCAUAAAUGAGACAUUGAAAGGUGGUUUAUCCUGUGUCUCAAAUCUAUGCCAAUAUGGCAUUUUCAUUUUCUCCAAAUCGUAAAAGGUGCUGAAAGAUUUUAACUUGAAUUAAAACCAAAGAGUAUGUUAUUGGGAGGUUUUUAUUAUGCAAGUAAAUGCUACAGAUACAGUGAAAAGCCACUUGUUUUGCAACUUUUUUGAAGGUUUUUCAUUAUUUCAUUGUCUUUUCUUUCAAGAGUCUUGAUUUCAAUAACUUUUCAUCUUUAUCUGAAGAGCUCUAAUUUAUAAUAUUCAGGCACUAGCUUUGUAUUCUUCAUUGCACUUUCAUAUUCUUGUGUUACAUGCCCGUAUUAUGGUUGCAAGUUUAUGUGAAAAUGACUUGAAUAAAAUGUUUCAAGCGUUCUGCUUGUCGAAGUAUUAUAGUUAAUGCAUGGGCCAGAUCCAUCUCUCAAUGCAAACGCUGAAAUUAAAGUUAUUUUACCUAUAUGAAAAUGAAGAUUCUGUCAUGCUGACAUGGUCUUGGAAAAAAAUGUCACAAGUUAGAAACAAGAAGGAAAAAUUUGCAAGGCAUGAUAAAUUACCUCUCACACUGCACAGGGGUUUCAAGGAGGCCUAACAGAAUGAGGUAUGCUUCAUCCGGACACAAGGUACUAUACAAGAAACCCCUCUGUUCCUCUCUUGCGAGACCUAAUCUGGAGUAUUGUGUCCUGUUCUGGAAUCCU